GGAAGCAUGAAUUGAGUUGUAAACAAACCUCUCGCUGUUAAUCUGUCCUCUGCCGUUCCUCCCUAUCCUCGCCUCGUCUUUCUCUCUUCCUUCCUUGAUUCCUGCCGGUAGCCUAACAGAUUGGUAUCAGAUUCAUAUUCCGAUCCUGGAGUUUCCCCACCACCAUUACACCAGAUUCCAGAAGAAAGCAAGAGCCAUGGACCCGAACACCAAACUCAUCCUCGACGAGAUGAACAAGCGCUUCACCGAGCUCGAUUUGAAGUGGGAGCAGCGCUUCAAUGAGGUGGAUUCCAAGCGCGAUGCUCGCAUCUCCGUCUUGGAGGAUGCGGUGGCAGCCAUCGACGCCUGGAAGCCACGCACCGAUGCAGCGACCGCGGGGCUCUGCGAUUGGAGGCCGUGGCUUGAAGCUUCCGUCGAAGAUCUGAAGCUCGAAGUGCACAAGCUCCACAAGGCUUGGGACCGCGUCGCCAUGGAUCGUUCCGGAUCUGAUCCGGGUAUCCUGGAGAAACCAUUGUCGGCGUCCGUGCCCCCACCUGCCGGAUUCAGCGCCGACGGCCCUGAUGGGCACCGCGUUGUUUCUCACCACCGGGAUCUUGAGUUGGGGCAGGUUUUCACCCAUACUCAUAUCCCGGUCAAGGAAGCUUAAUCUGUAAGGCCUUCUGCAGUUGGCAGUAUCACGGAAUUCCUUUUACAGGCUGUGACCAUAUUUUCAAUCCUUCAGUCCUUUUCGAAAUUCACAUUCCGAUUUGCAUUCAUGGUGCAAUGUUUGCCUCUUCCUUCAAUUCCUGAGACACGCAGGAUGGCUGGGCUACCAACUGGACAAAUUGUGGCAGUUUCAAGUGGGCACCACGUUCCCAAGGUGUUCAGAAAUAUUCAGUGAUACGAAGUGGGUCAUCCCUACAAUCUAUUUAGUUGCCUAACUUUAUGAACUCAUGAUAAUGUGCUUUCUGGGUCUCAUACGAUGUGUAAAUGCUGCAGUAAGGUUAUAUGUUCCAAUUGUCCCCUUUUCUGUUUCUGGAGUCAGUCAUUUUCUGUACUGAAAUAUCUUUUUCGAAGCAUUACUAGCGAGUGAUACUCUCACUGCAAUUUUUGUUUCUUCAGCACCAUUCAAUAUUUUCCAACCAUACAUAAUAGCAGAAAUAAAAAACA
Panicum virgatum (switchgrass) is the source of this 1149-nucleotide messenger RNA. RefSeq lists its product as uncharacterized. The record is from RefSeq and is a predicted model, not a curated record. Bases 197 to 646 code for a protein of 149 amino acids. The transcript has 2 exons. NCBI's taxonomy places the organism in Eukaryota, Viridiplantae, Streptophyta, Magnoliopsida, Poales, Poaceae.